AUGCUCGCCCGCCGCCUGCUACCGCGUCAUGCUGCAGUCUCGCCCGUGUUGACUGUCGAGCCACGCCGCCGCAAGUUCCAUCGCAGCAUCACGCUCACGGCGCCCCUGCCGCAAGCACAGCCACGCCGCCGCAAGUUCCAUCGCAGCAUCACGCUCACGGCGCCCCUGCCGCAGGCACAGGUCAGUAGCGGAGCGGAGAGGACUCUAGCGGAGCGGAGAGGAGAGGACGCUAUCGGAGCCCUGAUACCACGUCAUGCUGCAGUCUCGCCCGUGUUGACUGUCGAGCCACGCCGCCGCAAGUUCCACCGCAGCAUCACGCUUACGGCGCCCCUGCCGCAAGCACAGGUCAGUAGCGGAGCGGAGAGGACGCUAACGGAGCCGCUUGCUGCCUCGACACGCAGCAGUCUCGCCUGUGUUGACUGUCGAGCCACGCCGCCGCAAGUUCCACCGCAGCAUCACGCUCACGGCGCCUCUGCCGCAGGCCCAGUCUCGCCCGUGUUGACUGUCGAGCCACGCCGCCGCAAGUUCCACCGCAAUAUUUCGCUCACGGCGCCCCUGCCGCAGGCGCAGCGGAGCCGCCUGCUGCCGCGUCAUGCUGCAGUCUCGCCCGUGUUGACUGUCGAGCCACGCCGCCGCAAGUUCCAUCGCAGCAUCACGCUCACGGCGCCCCUGCCGCAGGCGCAGGGCAUGCCAGCAGACAAGCAGGGCCAAUCACUACGUCUCCUAUGCUCCAUCAUGGGAGGACAAGCGCGCGCGGUGUGGGAGGACGUCACCGGCUCCACGCCGCUCACCAUCACCGACGACUGUGCCUCAUUCACCACCACCGUCUCAGCCAGAUUCUGGCUGAUGAACUGCCAAAACGUGAGCGACGCGACCAAACUGGCGACCGAAUUAUACAGGGACAUGUUACUGGUCCCGUUCGAGGUCCGGAUCGUGGUCCUGGGCAAGCGCCUGGACGCUCUGGAGGGAAGACUACUUGUGCUUUACAUCACUGACAGAUAUGCCUACGACACGCUAUUGCAACAGGAGCACUACACAGAGGUGGCACAGUCGACGGCGGUGCGGCUGCUGGACGCGCGGCCCGUGUUCCUGGAGUUCAGCGGCAACCUCGUGCCCGUCACCAAGUCGGGCAGCCAGCCCAUGCUCAACUUCGAGGCAUUCAAAGACAACCGAGUCGAGUUCACGGUACGCGUGAAACACCACGAAGAGAGCCCAUCUGGAAGGAUUUACUUCAUGAACGAACCUAAGGUGCCCAAAGGCGAACAGUCACAGACGCCGGCGUGCGUGCUGGACGUCGAACUACCGGAUAGGAUCGCGCCGCGCGCCGGCAAGAGCCAGGUCGACUACCUCAACCUUGACCAAUCAGGCUUCGACGCGCUGAAAGACGAGCUGAGCUUCCACUGGGGCGGCGAGCACCCCAGCCUCGGGCCCGUCUCUGUGCCCGAUGUUCCUGCGCAUCUCAACGGACACGAUAAAAUUAUCUCCAAUGGUGGCGUAAAAUACACUGAGACAAAAGAUACAAACGAUAAAGACAGCAAACCUCAAGUCAAUGGAGACGCGUUGCACGUGGAUUCUAACAAAGUGAAAGCCACCUUCGAUUCAGACGAAGACAAAACUCCAAUGAACACGCUAGAGAAAGGCAAGAAGAAGCCGGAAGGAGGCUUCCUUAGUGGCAUCACAGACAAAGUCAAGAAUGUGUUCAGUCAUAGCGACGAAAAAGAUGAAGAAAAAGAAUCAUCGCCCAAACCCAAGCCCAGAGAAUCCAAAGAAAAGAGCCCGCCUAAGCCAGCACCUAGAAUCAUCAACGAGGAGCUUCUAGGCAAAGUUGAUGAUAUGUUCAGGGAUCUCCACUCUAAGCCUCACCAGAAAGAGGAUGAGGACUUACAGAGCCAAGUUUACAGCACCAAACUAGUUGUGGACGAAGUAGACAAGCCUCUAAGUGAGGUAACUGCGGAGCUAUAUGACCAGUACGCCAACAUGCAACCGGUUGACACGCCUCUACGUCAGAAAGUACAAGAUCCAUUCCAAUUCCCGAAAUGUUGCGACGGCAAAUACAAACACAGCCACGACGAAACAUCCAACGCGGUUGACAUCGUUGAACACGUUAACUUCACAGCGCACGAAAAGUUAAACGAAGCAGGAGACAGGCUACACAGUGAUCUGCACGAAGGUCUGGACAAAAUCGAGGAAGAAAAGGAACUUAUCAAACAGAAAUCCAAUGAUAUCAAGGACGAUCUGACUCAAGGAUUCGAAAAUAUCAAAGGUGACUUGAUAAUUAAAGAAGAUGAAGUUAAAUCUGGAGUGCAGGAUAAGAUUCGCGAUGCUGAAAAGGAAGCUAACAAUAAAUUAGAUGAUUUAUCUAAAUCUGCAGAUAAGUUAAGAGAUGAUUUCAGUGCUGAAGCUUCUGACGUCAAAGAAGACAUUGCGUCUGGAUUCGACAAUAUUAAGUUUUCAGGUAACGAUGCAUUUGGCUUCUUAUCAAACAACGCUAGCAGUGCUAAGGAUGAGCUAAGAAGUAAAGCCAACGAAAUGGACUUUGCUGCUAGAGAAAGAGCCGAACAACUCAGACUCAAAACUGGUGAAUUCGUCAAAGAUUCCGCCAACGAUCUCAAGCAAAAAGCUAAAGAUGCCGAAGAAAAUGUUAAAAACAAAGCCCAGGAAGGUUCGAAUGCUGUUGUCGAAUCCGUUCACGAGGUCAAAGAAAAUAUAAACCAAAAAGCUAAAGACUUAAAGUCAGAUCUCAAAGAAACAGCCGACAAUGUUGUUGAAACAGUUGAAAAAACUAAAGGAAAAGCCAAAAAGGAAGGCAAAAAGAAGUCUAAGGAAGGAAAGAACUUCUUUACUGGUUUUGUGAGUAACAUAUUUGGAGAGAAAGAUAAGAUUGAAGAGGGAGUCAAGGAAAAAAUUGCGAAAGGAAAGCAGGCAGCUAACGACCUCGCAGAAGAAGCUGCAGCUAAAAAAGAUGAGAUCGAAGAAAGUGUGUCGAAAAAACAAGCCGAAAUCAAACAAGACGCCGAAAAUGUCGCGCAGAGUGUCAAAGAUGAGAAAAAUAAGCUAGAAAAAUCUGUCACAGACAAAGUUGGUGAAAUUAAAGAAACUGUACAAAACAAAAAGGAAGAAACCAAGAAAGCUAUCCAAGAUAAAACACAAGACAUUGAGAGUACAAUUGAAAAGAAGAAGGAUGAGGUUUCAGAUGCUGUUCACGCGAAGGCAGAAGAAGCGAAGAAAGCUGCUGAGGCGUCUAAACAAGCCGUUGAAAAUAAGGCACAUGAAAUGAAAGAUGCCGUCAAUGAUAAGAAAGAUGAAAUUGCAGAUGCUGUAAAAAGUAAAGCAGAUGAAGCAAAGAAUGCUCUUCAAGACUCCAAAAACGCAGCGGUAGACAAGGCACACGAAAUUGAAUCUUCACUACAGAGUAAGAAAGAUGAAAUUGUAAUAGCUGCUCAUGACAAAGCAGAUGAAGCCAAGAACGCGCUCCAAGAUACCAAAAACGCUGCGGUCGACAAGGCACACGAAAUCGAGUCUACACUUCAGAGCAAGAAAGAUGAAAUUGUAGCAGCUGCUCAUGAUAAAGCAGAUCAAGCCAAGAAUGCGCUUCAAGACACCAAAAACGCAGCGGUUGACAAGGCACACGAAUUUGAGUCUUCGCUUCAAAGCAAGAAAGAUGAGAUAGUAACAGCUGCACAUGACAAAGCAGAUGAAGCGAAGAACGCGCUACAGAGCACUAAAGAUGCUGCUUUGGAUAAAGCACAUGAAAUUGAGACUGCUGCGCAAAAGAAAAAAGAUGAAAUUGCAUCAGCUGCCCAAGACAAAGCAGAUGAAGCGAAGAACGCGCUACAGAGCACUAAAGAUGCUGCUUUGGAUAAAGCACAUGAAAUUGAGACUGCUGCGCAAAAGAAAAAGGAUAAAAUUGCAUCAGCUGCCCAAGACAAAGCUGAUGAGGCGAAAAAAGCUUUCCAAGAAAAGAAAAGUCAAGUAAUUGAUUUCUUACAAUAUGAGAAAGAAUCUAUGUUUGAUAAAGUUGAUGAAGGAAAACAAGUACUUGGUAAUAAGAAGGACCAAAUUGAGAAUGCAUUUGUCAAUAAGACCGACGAAAUUGGAGCUGCUAUAAACGAUAAGAAGGGUCAAGCUGUAAAGUUUGCUGAAGACAAAACAUUCGAAUUAGGAAGUGCGAUAGAUAGCACUAAAGAUGCCUUCCAUGAGAAAGCAGAAAGUGCAAAGGGCAUAUUAAAAGAUACAAAAGAUAAUGUUCACGAUUUUGUACAGAAUAAAACGCAUGAAACCGGCAAAACGAUCCAUGACACAGAAGAAAACUUAGCGAACACAUUACACGAUACUAAAGAACAUUUAGAAGCCAAAGCGGGUGAUGUAAAGAGUUCUCUACUAAACAAAACACAUGAAAUAGGUAGCGUUGUUGAGAGUAAAAAGGAUGAAAUUCAACAAGGUUUGAGUAAUAAGAAAGAUGAAGUACAAAACGCCGCGCAAUCAGAAUUGGAUAGGAUACGACAAGAGGCAGAAUUAACAACCGAACAAAUCAAAAAGUCUGCAGAAGACGCCAUCAACGCUGCCGCAGAGAAGAAAUCAGAAAUCCAGUCCAACGUUGCAGACAAAGUAGACGCCGUCAAAGUGUGUGGGAAAGAGCAAUUUGAAAACAUUCAAAAGGCUGCAAGUGACAAAGCGAACGAUCUGCAGAGGUCGUCGAAGCAAGCGUUCGAUCACGCACAAGAUUCGACCUUAAGUUCUUUCGAUAAGAUCGAAAGUUCGGCUAAGGACAGAGUGAGCGACGCGAGAGACACCUGGGAGGACUUGCAGAGUUCGACGCGCGAUACCUUCGCGGACUUCAGGGACGACUCCCACAGCCUUGCCGGCUCCGCGCAGGACACGCUUCACAGCUUCCAAAGCUCCGCUGGCAACACCUUUGACAGUCUCGACGACUCCGUAAAAGAAUUCGCAACCGGAGCACAAGGGUCGAUCCAGGAAUUCGAAGACGGAACCAAGGGUGUGUUCGGAGACGCCAAACACUCUUUUGAAGGCUUCCAAGUGUCGGCUGACAACAAACUCGAGGAUGUCAAGGGCUCGGCGAAGGGCUUAGUCGAAGAUGGCAAAGCGAGGCUCGGCGACGCGAGCGAGAGCGCGAUAGCUGGCGCGAAAGAGACGGAGCAAGCCGUCGUCGACGCGGUGGCGUCUGAGGCCGACAAAUUCACGAGCAGUCUCAACGAUUUGGGCAACUCAGUCUUCGGGUCCUCAGGGAAAGGAUUCAUGAAAGAUUCAAGCACCAAAUUAUUGGAAUCGGAAAAAUCACAAUCCUCGCCAUCGCCACACAAAAAGGGAUCUGGAAUCCCGAAGCUAAAGCGGAAGAAAUAGACGCCGAACGAACGCUCCCGACCGAUGUAUGAUAUAGUUGUCUAGUUUUACUUGUAUUUAUUUAUUGUUACGAAGCUUUACUACGGAAUGGUGGUUUCAAUGUCUAUCGAUGUAUUUUCGUUGCGGUUUUUUACCACAAAGUAAAAUUCGCUAAUGUAGAGUUCAUCAAAUGUGAUGAAUCGCUAAAAUAAUCGAGAGAUUAUCAUGUUUUAAUGAAAAUAACUACCUACAUACUCUUUGCCACUCACUUGCACCACAAAGAGAGGUAGGUGUCUGACAUUAUGAAAUUAAUGAAUGACACUAAUUGACAUUAUUUUCAUUUAAUGGGUAGUACAAUGAAACGAUUAUUCCGUGCGCACUUACUUAGGAGCACUGUACAUGUUAAGUUCCAGUGAUUUUUGAUCUAAAGAAGUAUCUGUAUAUCCAAUCGGAUUUUAGUCAGCCCAGUACUAAGCGUUGAGUACAUUUAAGUAUUUCACUGUGUCAAAUUUGAAUGUCUUAACUUUCGAUUUCAAAGAAAUCAUUAAAUUACAAUGUCUAGUUAUUAACUUCGAAAACGAACGAUGGUUAAUCUUAAAUUUUAACAAACGUUUAAUAAUUUAUCACAAAUGUUUAACGUCGGUUAACGUCUUUCUUAUAAGUUGUAAUCUUGCCUGUAACUGAUAUUAUUUUUAUAUUUUGACGAGAUCUAUUAAUAAUGUUGACAUUUAUAUUACAAAUCAUUUUUGUAGAAUUUUAACGCAAUUUUAGUGACACCGAAUCAGAUUUUUUGCAUUUUAUAUUUUAUUUUAAUUAAGUGUUUUUACAAAUUAGAUGCCAUUUAUUGGUGAUUUAUGUUGCAUAAUUUAUUGUAUUUUAAUUGUGUUUCAUUUAUAAAGUUUACAUUGCUUUGUACAAACAUUUGUCUGCUUAGAUCAAAAUAUAUUUAAUGUAAGCAUGUUGCAACGCUUCGUAGGUAGAUGUUAACGGAUAUCCUAUGUACCUACAGUAGUCCUGACUACUAGAAUAGAUCUGCUAGUUUAUUUAUUUUCUGUAAUAAAGAUUACAAACACUAUUUUUAAUUUUAUGUGGAAUAAAUUAUUACAAAUAGUGCUUGGAAUGCUGUUGAUGUCACAAAGCGACUUUCUUGUAUUUUGAUGUUAAAUACACUAUCGAAAGAAUAAAUAUUUACUAUUUAUAA
Messenger RNA from Ostrinia nubilalis (European corn borer), 6541 nucleotides. RefSeq names its product titin homolog. The coding region runs from base 1 to 5361 and encodes 1786 amino acids. The record is from RefSeq and is a predicted model, not a curated record. Gene Ontology annotation, cellular component: extracellular region. Gene Ontology annotation, biological process: lipid transport; lipoprotein metabolic process. Gene Ontology annotation, molecular function: lipid binding. NCBI's taxonomy places the organism in Eukaryota, Metazoa, Arthropoda, Insecta, Lepidoptera, Crambidae. The transcript is spliced from 15 exons.